UCUUUCCACCACGAAACAGACCAUCAUCAGCCGAUUUGCGCAAUGCUCAGAGCCCAGUUUGUUCGUUCUGUGAGACCCUUCUCAUCCAGCGCAACUGCUCUUGCUCCAAAGGCCGUUGCUAAGGGCUUCAAGAAGGACAACGAUGGUAAGAAACAGAGAAAGACCACUGGCUCAUUCAGAAUGUUUCAAGACCAUGUGAACGCUGGACAGUUCAACAAGAAGGCUCCACAGCUGGUGCUGCCAGCGUUGGAGCACCACAUCGAGGCUAACACCGUGGUGACGUAUACUCAGCUGCAAAAGCAGAGGCUCUCGCAAGUUGGUGCCUUCAAGAAGGAUCAGUUCCACGAGUUGUUCUCGAGCCCAAUCACUUUGGUCAGAGAUGAGACGAAGCAGAUUGAAGCUCUUGUUCAUAACUCCUUCAAGACCUCUUCCAAGGAGAACAGGGUCUGUCUGCUGGGAGAGAGAGGUAUCGGUAAGUCCACCCUGUUGGCACAGGCACAGGCUCUGAUUGUGGAGAACCCGGAUGCUGUGAUGCUGCCAAUCUCUUAUGGUGUCAAGCUGGUUGAUGGUUCCAAUGACUACUGGUUCGAUGCCAAGCUGGGCACGUACGUUCAGCCAAUGUACUUGAAGACGCUGCUGGAUAAGAUCGAAUACGCCAACAAGCAGUCUUUGGCUAAGCUGAAGCUGUCGAAGGAGUACACCAUCGAAGGUGCUUCCAAGACCAGGGCUGCCACCAAGUUCUCCACUGAAAAUACCCUGUUGGACCUUGUUAAGAGUAAGAUCGAUGCCAGACAUCGUGGCCAAGUCCUUCAGAUCUUGAUUGACGAGUUGCUGUUGCAACAAAGCGCUCCCGUGUUCAUCACUGUGGACAACUUUGGCUCCAUCAUCAGCUCUCCAAACUCCGCGUACCGUAACGUGGAGAACAAGCCAAUUGCCAUCGAGGAGUUGCAACUGACCAAGACCUUGUUGGACUUCAUCAGCGGUGAGAAAUCGUUCCAAAAGGGUGGUGUUAUUCUGGCAACCUCGUCUGACGACAAGCCUACCAUCACGCUUAAGGCUGGGCUGGGAUUGGUUAAACCAGACCCAUACACGAAGAAAGAGCUGUAUGAUGCCACUCUGGCUUCAAGACUAGCCGGUGUCAAGCCAUUGGAGCUGGCCAAAUUGUCAAAGGAGAACGUGACGAAGCUGGUUGAGAAGUACGUCGAGGCCCAGAUCUUUAGAAAGGAUGAACUGGAACAGAAUACCGUCGAACAGUUGAUAAACCAAAAGUACGUCAUAAGUGGUAAUGGUAACCCAUUGGAGCUGAUCAGAUCGGUAGCUAUGCACCUAUGAAGAGUCUGUGGGUGCUUGGUGUACAUACAACUUCGACAUAUGCUACAUAAUCUAAUCUGUAAAUAGAGUAUUAU
Molecule: messenger RNA, 1406 nt
Organism: Williopsis jadinii
Lineage: Eukaryota; Fungi; Ascomycota; Saccharomycetes; Phaffomycetales; Wickerhamomycetaceae
Gene: RSM23
Product: mitochondrial 37S ribosomal protein mS29
Exons: 1
Coding region: 43-1332 (429 amino acids)
Biological process (GO): mitochondrial translation
Cellular component (GO): mitochondrial small ribosomal subunit
Molecular function (GO): structural constituent of ribosome
Source: RefSeq, a predicted model, not a curated record